AGGUCCAAAGUGAGGCUGGAGAAGAAGAUAAGAGAGGGGGGCAGGUCUGAUCACGGAAGGGGGAGAAGAAGUAGGUGAUAGGGUCCAAGAUGCAGGGUGGGUCCUGUGGAUACUUGUUGAAAGUGGGUUUUUUUUUUUUUUAAUUCCCAAGAGUACUUUGACUUUGUGUGAGCUCCCUGUGGGGGCUCAGGGUGGGGCUGCUUCUGGUGGUGAGUCUAAACAGUGACAGGUGGUCUAACCCCACAUUAGGACCAACCCAACUCCCAGGAAGACAGCAGCCUCCCUGCACCUUAGCCUUUUUUUUUUUUUUUAACAUUUAUUUAUUUUUAAGAGACAGAGAGACAGAGUGUAAGCAGGGGAAGGGCAGAGAGAGAGAGAGAGGGAGACACAGAGUCCACAGCAGGCUCCAGGCUCCGAGCUGUCAGCACAGAGCCCGACGCGGGGCUCGAACUCACGAACCGUGAGAUCGUGACCUGAGCCGAAGUCGGACGCCCAACCGACUGAGCCACCCAGGCGCCCCCUUACCUUUUUGAUGGCACGUUAACACCACCCAUCCAUGGAUGAAUUCGCCUCCCCACCUUCACUCCCCCAGCUUGCAACCACCAGCCCCACACCGGCACCCUGCUCCCACCCUUCAGCUGCUUACACAGCGGCCCUGUUUCCCCUCCUGUCUCAAGAGAGCCUCCACCAGUGUGGUGUUUUCUGUCUCCCCCGUGAACACCCCCUCCUCUCUUCCAGAGCCUCCCUCGGGCUCAGAUGCCAGCGGGUUUUGAGCCGCAGAGUGGCAUCUGAAUUGGGAGAAGCAUUCUUAAAGACCAAAUAGCCUUCGAACCAUGGCGAGCGGGGUGUUAGUGGCGGAACGUUCGGCGAUGGCAUUGCUGUGCUGGAGCUGGGGGGGGGGGGGGGCCCUCGCCGAUCCACGCUGCGGCACACCACGUGGCGUCUUUUCGGGGAGGGUGGCGGGGAGGGUUUGCCUGUUCCGAUCACGUGGGCCUGGGUCCCGGGCCUGUGCGCUCCGGGUGAGCGAGUCCAAAGGGAGUUCAUACACAAAUACACGCACACAGCCGGCGAUUACUCAUGCUACCUUGCGAUUUCCUUAUUGUUGCCCAGGGAAUUAUUUACCUUUUUGAGAGUGGAAUUUGUGGGGAAGUAAUGUCGUAUUCACCGAGUGCUUGUCUAGCUCUUAUGAGCUCUGAACUGGGCCGUGUGCCGUGGGUCUUAGAAUGCUGCCGUGUUUGCUUUGCCUCCCCAGGAAAGACACCGUGUAAUGAUUCACUAACAUGCUGUGCAGGCCCAGCCACCAGCGCCAGCUAGGAGGACAAAGGGAAGCCAGCUGGGCUGUGGUUGGCAGAGCAGACUUCUUGAAAGAGGAAGAGCUCAAGCAGACAGUGGGUGUGGAAAAGGGGAGCAUCCUGGGCACCGGCUGCUGGCCAGAGGCACCCCGGGCCAUGUCAGAACUUUGAGCAGGUGACAGAGAGCAGUUGUCACAGCCUCAAGAUGCUGAGCCUGAAGCUCCCCCGGCUGUUUCGCAUCGACCAGGUGCCCCAGGUGUUCCAUGAGCAGGGCAUCCUCUUUGGCUACCGGCAUCCGCAGAGUUCUGCCACGGCCUGCGUCCUCAGCCUUUUCCAAAUGACCAAUGAGACCCUCAACAUCUGGACUCACUUGCUGCCCUUCUGGUUCUUCACGUGGAGGUUUGUGACCGCCUUGUACAUGACAGACAUCUGGAAUGACAGCUACUCCUGGCCUCUGUUUGUGUACAUGGGCACCAGCUGCGUGUACCCGCUUGUAUCCAGCUGUGCGCAUACCUUCAACUCCAUGUCCAAGAACGCCCGGCACAUCUGCUACUUCCUGGACUACGGUGCCGUCAACCUCUUCAGCCUGGGCUCAGCCAUCGCUUACUCUGCCUAUUCGAUCCCCAACGUGAUGGUGAACACCACCUUCCAUGACUACUACGUGCCCCUGGCCGUGCUGAACACCAUCAUCAGCACCGGCCUCUCCUGCUACUCCAGGUUUCUUGAAAUCCAGAAGCCCGGGCUCUGCAAGAUGCUUCGCGUCCUUGCCUUUGCUUAUCCCUACACCUGGGACUCCCUUCCCAUCUUCUACAGGCUGUUCCUGCUUUCGGGGGACGGUGCGCAGAAUGAAGCCGCCUUGUACCACCAGAAGCACACGGCCAUGACCCUCCUGGCCUCUUUCUUCUACUCCGCACACCUGCCAGAGCGCCUGGCGCCUGGCCGCUUCGACUACAUCGGUCACAGUCACCAGCUGUUCCACGUGUGUGUGAUCCUGGCCACACACCUGCAGAUGGAAGCCAUUGUUCUGGACAAGACUCUGAGGAGGGAAUGGCUCCUGGCCAACUCCAGGCCCCUGUCUUUCCCUCAGAUAGCUGGAGCUGUACUUCUGUGCCUCAUCUUCAGCCUCAGCAACAUAAUUUAUUUCUCAGCUGCUCUGUAUCGGAUUCCUGAGCCAGAAUUACAUAAAAAAGAAACAUGAUUCAGACCAUAAGCUUUUCAUGCCAGAUGUCAACAUUAAGCUACAACCUCCUAAGCACCAUAAGUGCCUAGUGGUACCUGUUCACCAAGGUCUAAAAUAUUCACGGUGGUUGAUGUCUUGGCAUUUUUGAGUGCGUUCAUGUCAAUAAGGUAUUUAACUGGGGAAAUGUCUCUCAAUGUGCACUUAUUCUAUAAUUGUGAUUUUAAAAGGGGAAGAUGGGUUCAAGUAAGUCCUUGUUCAGGCGAAUCCUUAAUAGUUCAUUAAGUCUUAAAUUUAUUUAAAAUAAGGCAGUUAGAAGCCUUCCUAUUAAGUGGCCGGAUGAAGCUUUACUACUCUUGUAGUGUUACCCUUUGAAAACGGACCCUGCUUCAUUUGUUGAGUCCCGCAUGGCACAGCUCCUGCCAAGACCUCCACGGUGGGAGGAGAAUGAGCCAGAAAGAUCAGCGGGGUGUGUGGAGGGGGUGGAGUAAGAGGAAGCUGGGUCUGUGGGAGCCCUGGGGACUGGGGAGACACUUCAGGAUGAAGAGACCUGGCUUGGGGAGAGAGCUUCUUCCUUUCCCCACCUAGUGAAGGGAAUGAAUGAAUGAAUAGAAGAGUCCUCUUUCCCACAAGUCUGUUGUGCCUUAAAGUGCCAAUUCCCAUAUCACGUGGAUUUGGAUUUUCUCUAAAGGCCACAUGGCUGGGUGUCUGUGUUCUGUUUUGUUCUGUUUUCUCGUUGCCAAUUCGAUGCUGCAAAGUGUUAUGCAGUGCAGGUCAAAUGUGUGAGGCAUGGGAGCCGGCUGAGCUAAUUCCAGUUGGCUGUGCUCAUCUGUCACUGUGUGAACCAAUGGCAUGGCUCUAUUUGGGGAUGCUAUCCAUUUAAUAUUGCUUCAGCAUUUCAAAGGUGCUGCAAAGUUUAGUGUUCCUGGGAAGAGGAUGUCAAAGACCUUGUAAAGGGUUGGUCAACUACAGUGAUCCUCAAGCUUUGCUGCGAAUCAGACACAUUUGGUGAGUUGGCGACCAGUGCGGAUUCCCAGGCCAAAUCAGGGGAUUCUGUGUUAGUAGUUGAAGAUGUAGGUCUUUUGGAGGAGAUUUGCCCUGAAUCUGAGGAAGUCCCCAGGUGAUCCUAAUGCAGAAGGGCCACAGGCCAAAUGGGAAAAAUGCUGGCGUCAUGAGUUCCAGAAGGCACUGGGCCUCUCAGCUUUGUUGCAGUUGACCUAAUUUUUAGCAACUCACCACCUAAGGAUGUAUCCCCUGCUGUCUACUCUGCACAAGAGUAGCACACUGAGCAUUUUCUCAUCUGUUGCCUUAGGAGUUUAGUAUUUCGUGCUGUUUUCAGAGAGUUCAGAAAUGCUGAUGCAAAGCUGUAGCAGAUGCCCAUCAACCCCUGAUCUGCACUUGCUAAUGACUUGAGGGGCUGUCCAUCACAAAGCAGGAUCCUCUUUGCUGACUCAGGAACACCCUCAAAACUUAGAAUACUGCCUCUGUGGUAACUGGCCCAGAAACUUGAAUGGCCUCACGAAUAGCUCAUCGUCCAGCCCUCUGAGGACAAGUAAAAAUUUAUAUUGGCUGAGAGUGGUCAAGAAAUAUGAUUUCAUUAGUUUCACUGUUUAUUUACUUCCUCUGGGGAAAGGUAGACUGAUAAAAUUAUAUGGGCUGGUAAAUUUUUGGUACAUUAAUUGCCCGCUGCAUGACAAAAUUUGGUUUGGGGCGAUAAUCUGACACUCCUAGUGGAAUUUUACUCCAGCAGGGUCUGUGGGCACCCGUUUCACCUUGCUAUAACUUCAAUUUUAUGCUGCAAAAAGGCACAGGGUUUAAAUACCCUAUUCUAGCAGGUGCCAAAGACAUGAAGCUCUUUAACAUCUCUUUUGUUUAGGGAGAGGAAAAUGUUUGUUUAGUUCAGAAAUAGUUGAAAGUUAUAGGUGAUUAAUUUGAAGGACCUUCAGAUUAUUUAAUUUUGGGUGAUGUGACUUUUUCGCCAUCCUUAAUGAUGGGAAAGAAAAUGUUACAUCAACAAAAGAAGACCAGUGUUUCAUAAUGUUUUUAUACGUUUGGCAAACCCAGUCCCACUGUAUACAUUUGGACAGUGUUACAAAUUAAAAUUGGAUGACAGUUUGCAAUGGGCUGAUUUGGAAGCUUCUAGAUACAGACAGUGGGUUCAAAAAUAUUAAUUACCAUUAGGUAUUAAGUGUAAUGUGGGUUUGCUUAAGCCAAAGUCAAAAAGGAAAGGCAAAAAGGUUGGCAGUGGUGAGCUGGAGAGCUCACUGGGAAGGUGUCUUUUCAUGUAGCGGCCCUCAGGUUUUUAUUGUCUCAAUGCACCCUGGAAAUGUGCCAUACUCCCAUUGGUAGCAAUGCUCACCACCGCACGAUCUCAAAGAGGAUUUUGUGGGGUGUGACAAACUCCUAAUGGGAUGACCCUCUUCUUCCUCCCCCUGCAUGAGAAACACUGCCCCCCAAAUUUCCCAGAUGCCACGGUGGUGAUAAAACUUGAAUGUACUCGAAUGAGGCCGUUUAGCUAACUGCAUUGUCCUUCGCUCAUCAUAGCUUUGCUUUCCAUUGCUCGGUUUCUAGAGAGCAAAGAAUCUGUCACUGACUGGAAUGAGAAGUGGGAGGUUUUAGGAAACCAUUUGAGUACAAAGUGACCUGUUUGACCUGCUGCUGUCUUAAAGUGUUUGUUGUGGAACUCAGCUCACGUGAGAAGUUCUAUGGAAGGCAAGGGGCAGUGGAUCAGGGUGAUCAGAUGUGUUGGAGAGACCCUUCAUUUGGCUCUGCUGUGUCCCAAAUUUGUUUGGCCAUGGUACUAUAUGAAACACCUAUUCACACUGUAUAACAACUCUUUAUCACAUAUUAGUUGAAUGCCAGCCUCUGAUUUUCUGGUCAACAAUCUAUUGUGGAUGAAAAGGCAAAGACCCAUUUCUGAACACAGCUGUUCCUCCAACUUACACUGAUGUCUGGUUUUCUUAAACUGUAUGGGAGGAAAAAAAAUAAACUUUAUUAUAAUAAA
Acinonyx jubatus (cheetah) is the source of this 5473-nucleotide messenger RNA. RefSeq names its product progestin and adipoQ receptor family member 5 (gene PAQR5). NCBI's taxonomy places the organism in Eukaryota, Metazoa, Chordata, Mammalia, Carnivora, Felidae. Gene Ontology annotation, molecular function: signaling receptor activity. Gene Ontology annotation, cellular component: membrane. The transcript is spliced from 8 exons. The record is from RefSeq and is a predicted model, not a curated record. The coding region runs from base 1498 to 2490 and encodes 330 amino acids.